This is a messenger RNA of Pyrus x bretschneideri (Chinese white pear), 838 nucleotides long. RefSeq lists its product as uncharacterized. Gene Ontology annotation, cellular component: chloroplast inner membrane; chloroplast thylakoid membrane. The coding region runs from base 154 to 633 and encodes 159 amino acids. The transcript has 5 exons. The record is from RefSeq and is a predicted model, not a curated record. Lineage: Eukaryota; Viridiplantae; Streptophyta; Magnoliopsida; Rosales; Rosaceae.
GCAAUUAGGGAAAUAAAGUGAUUCAAAUGUGUAUUAUUACCCUAAGAGUGUUUAUCCUAAUUAAUUACAAGACGGGCGGACUAUAAUUAAUAUGCAACGCCCAUUUCUUGCAGCUUCUCUCCCUGUAAUUUCUGAGUGUGUCUUUAAAAUCUAAUGGCGAUCUGCUUUGCUCCUCUAUCCACCUCAUUCGCAGGCAGCGGAUGCCAGCUGAAGGCGCGUGAGGUUUUGUGGUCCUCUGCCAAGGCCCAAUCCCAAAGGAAACAUUUUCACCUGCGAACCAAUCGCAAUUUCGCCGUUCGUGCCGAGUACAGUGACGACAGUAGAGGCGGCGGCGGCGGUGCUGAUUUCGUCGCUGGUUUUGUGUUAGGAGGUGCUGUCUUUGGGACUUUGGCUUACGUUUUUGCUCCACAGAUUAGAAGAUCUCUACUUAAUGAAGAUGAAUAUGGAUUCCGGAAGGCAAGAAGACCUAUAUAUGACGAUGAAGGUUUGGAGAAGACCAGGCAGACAUUGAAUGCAAAAAUAAGCCAGCUCAAUUCAGCCAUUGACAAUGUGUCUUCUCGUUUGAGAGGUGGGAACAAUGAUGCGCCCACUGUGCCAAUAAAAAUUGAUCCUGAAGUAGAAGCUACCAUGUGAGAUUUGUUUCAGUCUCUUGAGGUACCAAUGGAGCUAAUUAAUGGGGUUUAAAACUGGAUGUGUAACCAUGUGAUCUUGCCAUAAUUGUUUUGGAGGAUGUUGUUUAUUUCAGUACUUUGGUUAUAGUAGUCAGACUUUGCAAAAGCUGCCAUUUCAAUCAUAAUUGUGAUUACAAGUUGGAGGAUUAAUAAAUGGAUUUCUAGCC